AGCUCUAAGCUGUACCGCGCACGAAGCCUCGUGUUCCUUUUAAAAAUUGCUUCGAGCUCGGACGCGCCCGAAAUUGGAUUUCCCUUGUCCCCUCAUGCACCACCUAUUUUCUAGGGGCGCGAAACACUUUUGAGGUUAUAUACCUACUUGUCCAAAAUGAACAACUUCCAAAAAGAAUUUGUUUUAAAGACGUUAUUUGAUAAUGCAGCUCAAAAGCUGAUGGAUUUUGAUACAAGCAGUAGUAGCAGUUCCGAUUUUUCAUUUGUUGAACAGGAUAACUGCAAGAAGCGAAAGAUUUGCCUGCGUGUUAAGAACUAUGUGGAGAAUAUAGUACGUGAAUAUACAGAAGUUGAGUUUAAAGCAGAUUUUCGCAUGUCGAGGAGUACUGCGUAUAAAAUUAUUAAUAUGUUCGAAGAAACAAGCGUUAUACCACAACAUACAACUGGCAGGGAAAAAAUUACUGCGGAGAAAGCUUUUCUCCUUAGUGUCUGGUAUUUGAGCAACCAAGAAUCAUUUAGACAAGUUUCUAGUCGUUUUGAUGUGACAUACAGUUCGGCUCAUAGGUGCCUCAUUAGAACAGUUAAUUUCCUAUUGUCAAUAAAAUCAGAUGUUAUACGAUGGCCGAGCCUAGAAGAAAUGGAAACUAUUAGCGCAAACUUUGAAAAAAUAGGAGGUAUAAAGAAAGUUAUAGGAUGCAUAGAUGGAACGCAUAUUGAAAUAAAUAAACCUAGACUAAAUCAAGACUCUUACAUUAAUCGUAAAGGAUACCACAGUUUAUUAAUGCAAGGUGUUGUUAAUAAUAAAAAAAAAUUUAUAGAUGUAUUUUGUGGCGAGCCUGGCUCAAUGCACGAUGCUAGACUUCUCCGAAAGUCUGGAAUUUAUAGAACAAUACUGAACAAUGCUAAUGUUAUGAAGAACUAUAUAAUAUUGGGAGAUUCUGCAUAUCCAAAUUUAGACUGGCUUGUUACACCAUUUAAGGAUAACGGGAAACUUUCAGUUCGACAAAAAGAAUUCAAUAAGAAAAUUUCAGCAACCAGAGUUAUAGUUGAAAAUAGUUUCGGUCUUCUGAAAUGUAGAUUUCGACGCCUAAAAAAAUGGAAAACAUCAAUGUAAAACUGUUCCAAGUUAAUUAUGGCUGCAGCUAUCUUACAUAACAUAUGCAUAGACGAAGAUGACUACAUCGAGUUGAAUCUCGCGGAUAAUACUGAUCCUGAGGAAGUUCCAUAUCAUUCUAUCGCAGAACCGACCAAUACUUCUCGGCAACAACAAAUCUUUUGUGAAAUGUAUACAAAUAACCCAAUGUGAUAUGCAAUAAAAUAAAACUUUUAUUUCUUA
Messenger RNA from Photinus pyralis (common eastern firefly), 1335 nucleotides. Its product is annotated as protein ALP1-like. The record is from RefSeq and is a predicted model, not a curated record. Bases 157 to 1113 code for a protein of 318 amino acids. The transcript is spliced from 3 exons. Lineage: Eukaryota; Metazoa; Arthropoda; Insecta; Coleoptera; Lampyridae.